AUGGUAGCGGAAGAGUUGAAGCUAAGAGAACUACAAGCUAUAGAAGAUGAAUGGCGUACCGACAGACUGCUGCUAGAUGCUAAGAAAGCAGCGUCUCAGUAUCAGAAAGAGGCUGAUAAAUGCAGCAUGGGUAUGGAGACUUGUGAGCAAGCAAGAGAGAAAUCAGAGGCGAAUCUAGACAAACAGAGAAGACUGUCUUACAUGUGCGAGCUUCGAGCUCGGCAAAAUGGAUGGAAAGAAGUUGCUCCCUCUGAUGAUCUCUAA
Messenger RNA from Eruca vesicaria subsp. sativa (arugula), 264 nucleotides. NCBI's taxonomy places the organism in Eukaryota, Viridiplantae, Streptophyta, Magnoliopsida, Brassicales, Brassicaceae. The record is from the annotation of a GenBank genome assembly.